CAACUUAUUUUUAUUAUUUUUACUUUUUUGUAUUUCCCAGCGCUGAGUAUCAAAACUGGAAUAUGCAAUUUCACUAUUACUACUCCUGGUCUGUUUGCGUGUGAAAAGGUUUCCUUUGAGAAGCCUUUCAAUGGCAGGCAGGAUGUGAAAGUUUUCGUUUCCAAAAGCCACACAACAAAGAGUUAUAGUGGAGGAGAUGGCGCGGCUAUUUGGGUGGAAUCUGUGGAUAAUAGAGAAUUUACAGUUUGUGUUUUGAAGUACGGAGAUGGUUCUAGUGGGACUACGAAAGUGAACUGGAUGGCGUUGCAAUCUGUUCCUGUUGGCGCUCAACUAGACACCGUCUCGUUGGAUUCUUGGACUAGUGGAGAAAAGUGUAAAAGGAUCGCCUUCGAAAAGGUUACCUCUGUUUCCCCUUUGCGUUUUCGUUAGUUAAUAGUUCUUACUAGUUUAGGUAUUUCUGUUUGCUCAAACCUAGACACAAGAUUUCACUACGUUAUUUUUUGAGCUUUGCUUGACUAAGUGGCUUUAACUUCCUCUUUCUUUAUUUAGCUCGUAAGAGCUGCAGACUUUCCAUUUGACUUCUUCCUUAUAUCUUUAAGUCAUGCGAUAUAACAUUGUUGCAUUAUAUAAUACGAUUCUUUAUUUGUUUACCAAGAUCUGACAUAUAUUGCUACCUCUAUUUUUUCCAUCAAAGUUAUCUUGCAAUCUGUUCUCCACUUUUCUUUUAUUUCAAUUUUUUAUUUACAUUUAUACAUCUUUAAAAAGGUUUAACAAUCUUCAUAUUUUUUGCUAAUUUUUGCUUUAAAAAAUUUAGUGAGAAAGUCUCUAUUUCGAUUCCUUUUGUUUCUACGUUGCCAAAUUCAUGAUUAUCGUUUUAUUUGCAAAUUCUCUGUGUUUAAUUCGUAAAACUCUUCUUAGGUUUUUAUCUGCACUAGAAAAUUCCAUCCAGUUUGCUUCUUUCCAGUUCAGAAUGACUUUUUCUAUCACAUUUCCAUCGUUUUAUAUCAUAUCCUUGUUUGUUUAAAAAAGAAAUGUUAUUGAUUAUAUAUUUCCUUGUCUUUUACUUUUUCAGCGUUUCUCAAUUCCUCCGAGCAUCUAUGUAACAGCUCGUCACCAAAUUCUCAAGAGACCUCAGGACGCCUUAGCAUUGUGGGUAGAGGAUGUACGCAGGGACAGUUUUAAGGUUUGCCUCAGGGAAACGAAGAUUUUUGAUGGUCUGCAUAAAAACAUCAAGGUGGUAAGUGAAUUCCUUUUGUUACCUGUUACAUGUUUGAAAGUAGACUCACACGACAACCAAGCGGUUCCUCCCCUGCUGCAACUUACAUGGGCUGUGCUCUAGCAGAACCCAGUCGUCCCUGGCGCUCUACCUUUGCUCUUUGCCUACUAGGAAAUCGUAGCUUUUUUCAUAGAGAUCCUAUGUUGGGUACCCUGUGAUUUACACAGUUCAGAUGGGCUCCCUUCUCUUAGAAACAACCUUGACUUGAGAAAGAAUAUAUUGAUAACAUUGUUAAUACUUUUUCACUUGUCCUUCAGGACUGGAUAGCAUUUGUUAAGCUGAUGACGCUGAAUUCUACCUUGAUCCAUGGUCUUGUAACAACAAAGAAUAACUCACCACUAAACAAGCAAAAAAACAACGCUAUCUGUCAGGUAAAGUAACUAAUCAACUACACUGUUCUGGUUUCUCAGUCACUUAUAUUCAUAAAUAGAUAAUCUUUCAUAAGUUCAUGGAGCUCUAAUGUUGUUGUCGUCAACUAUUUGAACAACAUUUAUGUCUCCUCCCCGGUUUACUAAAACACUAACGAUAAACCCCCCUUUAACGCUGCCAACAGCCGAGCUUUGUUUGCUAGAGCACCUAACUUCAACAACAACAACAACAGAAGCUUUAUUUGCAUGACUAUAAUUAUGUAGUUACAGUAUUGCAAAAGCUUUAACCUAAAAAAACAAACAAACAAACAAACAAACAAAUCAUGACAAUGAUAAUGCAAUGCAAUGAUUACUAUAGUCAAUAAAGUGUCAUCAGCCUGAUUUGAUAACAAAUUAUUACGUAAAUCAUUACAUAAUGAGGCAAAUUUCAACAAAUGUGAAUUUACGGAAAAAUUCUGUGAAUUCAUCAAUUUAAUUAUUAAUUCUGCUUAAGAUAGCUGAUUAAAGUCGACAAAAUUUUGUUGGAUUUGAUUGUAGAAUUUCUCCCUUGGGAUUGAGUAUUUUGGACAAUGGAAGAGAAAAUGAAAUUUGUCUUCAGUUAUACCAGAGUUACAAAUAGGACAGAAUCUAUCGUUGCGGGAAGUUUGAUUAUAUCUUCCAGUUUCAAUCAUGAGUUUGUGGUUACUUAUACGAAUUUUCACUAAAUCUUUCCUAUUAGCAGAAUUUCUAAUUAAGUCUAGAUAACUUGAAAUUUUAUAAUCAUGUUUAAAUAAGCUGUAAAAUUGUAGUUUCUUAGAAUGAUGGAUUGUAUGUUGCCAAUAUGCAAUAUAUUUUUGUUUUAUUAUAUCUAUAUAGUGUUUGAUCUUAGCUUCACUUAAAUUAUUAGGAUCAAAAUCAGGGAGGUCAUAAUAUUCAGAUAUUUUCAUAAGAUUAUGGUAAAAGCUAUUUUUACCAUUACAGUGAAGUUCUAGCGAAGUACGAAAGGCUUGUUUAACAAUAGUAUCCUCGUUUUUACGCAGAAGAUACAAUAUGUAAUAAAGGAUGUUUUUAUAAAUAUUAAUAAUUAAUGACAACCGUCCUAAUUCACCUCUACUUGCAACAUUUGAAGCUUUAUUGCUUAUUUCUAGGUAACGCUUGCAAAAUUUCAAGUGGGUUUUUUCAAUUGGGGUAUUGUCCCAAGCUUUAAAAUCAUGUUUUACAUAUACACCCCAAAUUUCGCUAUUAUAUGAUAAUAUUGGGGAAAUCAUCGUUUCAAAUAUUUUGCAAGCAAGAGAAGGUUUUAAUUUGCUAAAGUUUGUGUGUUAUUGUAAGAUAAUUCAAAGUUCACAUUCGAGAGCCUCUAAGCCUUUGAAGCCGCAAUCGACCCCCACCCCCCAAAAAUCCAUGCAUUAAAAAAAUUGGAAGGGGAGACAUAAAAUUUUUUAUUUGGUUCCAAAUAAACUCAUAUAUCAUAUACCGCAUAUGUGUAGAAAAUCUUAAUAACGCUGAUUCUUUUCUUGUUUUUUUAGAUCAUAAAGUUCACUGAUGCUUUCUAUGCCCCUCCGAUAGUAAUGGUUUCACCAAGACUCAGUUAUCAUAACAACAACUCGCGUUUCUCGGCUUCCGGAACUUGUAACGCAGUUACUGCGUGGAUUCAGGUAACAUAUAUGAAACUUGGAGCCAUUUUUCCUAGUCCAUUGCGUCCUUAGGCUGACUUCUUAUCUAUCCCUUUCAACUUACUUUUAGCAUUGUCUCUGUUUCAAUUUUUCAUGUCUUUUAAGGAGUCUAAAAAAGUCUUUUUUUGUUUUGUUUUUUACCAAUUUUUCCAACCAACCUGUGCACGCCACGGUUUCGCUUUCUAAACGUAGUGACAUAGCAGUUAAAGUAAGAAAAUACCUGAUGAUGCUUAAUGAUUGAUAAUCUGAUACUUCUAAUGAUUGUGUCUAGCAUACCUUUACAAACGAAACCGAGGUGUGUAUGAGAAGAUACAGCAAUAACGCCAAUUAUAAGGACAUCGUACAACUGGAUUACCUGGUGAUUGGAGGUACGUAAACAAUAUGUCAAAACCUUGGUAAAGGCUGUAUGCUCAGUGUAUCAAGUACAUUUAUGACAUGAAUCUUUUGAAGUUGUUUCAUGGAGAGCUUUUUUUUCUCUAAUUAAUGCUAUUUUUUGUUGUCUCUAUUUUGGGGGAUUGCAGAUCUGGUUGACUGAAAGAACAUGUUACUACUAUAAUUUCGUCGCAAUAAUUUUGUAUAUUCAAGAAAAUGAAAUUUUUUUAAAAACUUUUAAAGUCUAAAUUUCUUUGGCACCCUGGUUUUCCUGAUCAUGAAAUUAACAGGCUCAUAUGUGAUGUCAUAGGACAAAAAUUCAGGAACUGAAAAACGGGAUCAUAUGCAUUCUUAUCUUUUUCUUAGAGUCCUUAUUGGCACCGUAAAGCAGUUUCAGCUUGUAAAUUGGACGAAAUUUUUGUAGAAUCUAUACUUGUUUUCUUGCGUCUAAAGUCACGUGUUCCUUAAUUUACGUUAUAGUUUCUUAAUCUACGUCAGAGCUCCUUUGUUUCCGAGAGGCAUCCGAGUGAAGACUUGCACGAAUGGUGUGCCAAAAUGGCGGUAAAUUUGAACGUGUCAAAAAAUACUCUUUAAUAACAUUGUGUUCCAGGCAUUUUUUUUUCGCGCACGCUCUCAUAGUAAUGUGCAUUUUCAAUUCUAAAAAAAAUGAUUUUUAAGGUAUGGGCACGUUAAAUCUAAUCUGUUGUAAUUUGCUUAAUUAUCUUCAGACUUGGAUCCCUGCAUAGACGUUAAGUGUUAUUAUCACAGCUUCUGUAAGGCGUUUGGACCCCAUGAUGCACACUGUGUAUGUGUGAAUAGCUGCCCAUCUUACAAAGAACCCGUUUGCUCAUCAAAUGGCACAACAUACGACAACAGAUGUUUGUUUGAAAGAGAAGUUUGUCUACAUCGACUAAACUUAACCGUGCAACAUCCUGGUAGCUGUGAAGGUUAGUACAGUUGUUUUUAAAUGUGUAAAAAGUGAUUUUUGUUUUUAUUAGAUUUCAGUAUUAAUCCCUUAGCGAAUUUUUCGAAUGAGCUAUUUACUUACCCAUGUAAUCUGGAGGGAAAACGGCGAUAGAUGCGUGACUUUCCGGAAGUACAGAAUUUUACGUAAUUAUGCUAAAACGUUUGACAGGAGCAAUGCUAAUAAGAAUACUGGUCAGAAAAAGUGGCGGGUUAAGCAUUUUCAGUUAAUACUCAACGCUAAUAUUUGUUUUUUAUAUAUAUGUAUCACUGAAGCAAAUUUAAAACUGAUUCUUCUUUCUGAGAUUAGUAGUAGUAGCAGCAGCAGCAGCAGCAGCAGCAGUAGUAGUAGUAGUAAUAGUCGUAGAAGUAGUCGUCGUUUGCAUUUCGUACUCGGACGUAGCUCUGCCUAACAUAUCUGGAUAACCUUUCCUGGAGUUAUAUUUUUUUUAAGCAUAACUGGAACUGAACCUUUUCUCUACGAGAAGUAGUAGUUACAGUGAAUGUUCACUUUCCCUUCCUUUAGCUCUAAUAAGCCUGACCAGUUGCCACCGAGUAGCUCUGCUCAAGAUGCAAGUUCUAAUCUCUCCAUGACUGCUUGCGAUGCUAUUGACCUAAUGCAGUGACAAGCGACACAUUGUCCGCAGUGAACUUUCCCCAGGACUUCUAGAUCUAUAGUAGAGGGUAAGAACCCUCUUUAUAAGAACCACUCAUUUGCUGCGCGUGCGUUGUUAACAUUUUUAUGUUCUGGGUAAAAAUGAAAUGCUCUUUGCUCCGCAUGCUUGUCAUACUAAUCUAUAGUUCAUCUUGAAAUGUGUUUUCUAGGAUUUCCUUUUCAGCGUGGUCGUCGCCACAUGCCACAUAUUCCAUCCUUAGGCUACUCUCACUGUCAUGCCAUUCAUUUCAAACCGUUUGUGUUUUACCCCGACAAACUCAUUCAAGUGCAGAUAACUGUGAAUCAUAUGGAUACCAGUGACAAAUCGUAUGUCCAUGACGCGGCAGUAUCGUGGGUUGAAAAUGUGAAUAACGACGGAUUCACUGCCUGUGUGAUGGCUGCAGGAUAUAACGAACGAAAGUCGUAUGCUAACGUGACAGUUGAUUGGAUGGCGUACCAAGGUGCUCCAGUGGGUGGCGUGACUGGUGAAGUGCGCAUGUCACAGUGGUGGACUGGUACGACUUGUGCGACUGUCAUGUUUCCUACAGUGAGUGGCCUUUGUUGGGUUUUCUUGUCCUUUCCAUUCUUUUCAAGAUCAUAUAUAACUUUUGAAACGCCUCACUUCUACUGAGGUCACUCAGUUAAUAUUUAAUAUGCAUUAGUAAUGAUUUGUCGUUUUAGUGCAGCCGUACACUUAUUACCAAUAGUCGAACAAUGUCAUGGUAGUACAAAUUAUUCUUUUACCAAUUUCCAGCUUAUCACAAAUGUCAUGGGUUCCUUUUUGCAAAAAUAAGAAAUUGAUUGCUGUUCGUGGCUUUCUAAAAGUUAAGAGUUGCCUAACUCGGAUUUAUUUUUCAGGGAAACCUCUCUGUGAUACCGUCGGUAUUUGUGACUGCCAAGCAUUACAAUCCAGGAUUAAAACGUGACGCAGCAAGCGUAUGGAUUGAAGAUGUCACACAAUCAUCCUGCAAAGUUUGCUUGAGAGAAUUGCAAAACUACGCUGGAUCACACCAAGACGUUGUUGUUGUAAGUCACGCUCGGCUUAUCUCAUGGAAUCGAACGAACAGCGUUUUUCGUUUAAAACUAAGUGCAGUGGACUGGUAUCUUUCUCCAUCUCUUCUUUUCGCUUUUUUACGCUUCCAGCAGUUGGUCCAGGGAUGCACGAUUUCUUGCUUGAAAUUAGUUCCUUCCAUUUGUUUCCUCUUCAUCCGGCUUUGUCAACCCAAUCAUGUUAUUGCUUUCUUGUAACCUAAGAUGUCGGUGGCUGCUUUAUAUAAACCUUCUUGAUAGAUUAUCAUUUUAUUUUUGACGUUGACACAAUCUUUUGGUAGUUAGGACGUGAGACUGAAAAAGAAUUCUUUCAUUUUAUUGUUAUUUCUUUAUUUCUUUAUUUACUUUAUUUCAGAAUUGGUUAUUGUUUUCAUAUCUUGACGAGCCUCCCUUCUCAGAACACAAGUCCAUUUACUUUUCGAAUGAUAAAUCUCCCGCGCAGAGUCAUUAUAAUGCCUUCUGCAAGGUCAGUAUUCCAGUCCUUUCAUUAGCCUUUCGGGUUUCAAUUCCCGUCACAGUGCAGUUAAUUUUAUUGAAUAAAUUUACAAUCAGAUAGCAAAAGGAAACAGUCCCCCUAUCAUGUCUCUAGUGAUGGUAGUUGCAUUUAAUCAGUUUAGCAGGCUGCCUGUCAUCUUUCAGUGAAUAUUUAAAAUGAAAAUGAAAUAUAGAUUAUAAAUGUCCUAAUGUGGAACAAGUCUUUACCUUUUUACAAAUGUCAGAGACUGAAUUUUUACAAUUAUGUAGUUUCUUUUCACAGGACGCUACUUUUACUAAAGUUUAUAACUCAACUCCACACGUCUUUGUUUCUGCCAAUCAUUCCACCAAAAAUGGAAGUCAGAGUCCAAUUCACAACAGCAUAGCUGAGUGGGUAGAGGUAUGUUUUUAUUUAUUUAUUUGUUUACUUUUUCAUUUAUUUUAUGAAUUUCUGUAACAUACCGCUUGCAACCACACUUACUUGUGUUGUGUGCAUGUUUAAAAAGCUUAUGAAAAUACGAAUGACUGUAAUUAACACUCUCUAUUUUACAAUACAGAUAGCGUCCUAUUGAGUCAGUAUAACCGCAGCUUAUAAAAAACCAAACGUGCGAAAAACAGCACAAAAGUUAAAUUUUCUCCGUUUAACUAACGAUCAGGAAUAACCCUAGUAAAAUAGCCAUGAAUUAUGGAAAGUUGUUAAAAUUGUGUUUUAAAAAAAGCUGUGUAGCCGUAUAGCAGAAGGUAAGCCGCUGUUUUGUUUUUCCGGUAAACAAAUGUUGUCAACAAAAAGCAAUGAGAAAACUAAAAUUGACUUUAAGCAAGAGAGAAUGAGCUAAGAGAGCGAAUCCCUGUGUCCCAUGAUGAUUAUUUGAAAUCCGUUGAAAGUUCGCACGCGCGCGAUGAAGGUUAUCUUUAUCUGCUGUUUACGUGACCCACGCGGUCUACUUUCCGGUGAACGCGGCAUAUUUCGCCUCCAAACAUUUGAAGUUUGACAGCAGUUAUAGCAAUUAUCGCAUGAAAGGUUUAAGUUGUUGACAUGUAAUAACGCACACCCAACUGUCCUCUUUCCUUUGGAAGCCCUGUCAUGCAAACUUGUUGAACAGGGUUGAUCACUUCUUAACAUGCGUCAAACUGAGAAAUAUGGAAAGGCUUCUAGACAAGACCUACCUGAACUGUUCUAUAGUAUUUUUCUACUAGCAAGGGAGAAAAAACUCCGUCAGCCUUCUGUGUGAACUACUGAAUGAGCUGAUAAACAUCCCUUUCUUGCAGUACAUCAACAAGACAGGUUUUCGUGCUUGUGUCAAAGAAUUAUAUGAAGCAAAAUAUGACCCAGUGUCAGUAACGUACACAGUUUUGUCAGGUAAGAGCUCUACUGCUACAAAACUAAUAAACUUCAGUACUUACCAGCUUUCUGAAUAACAAAAAAGGAAUACAAGCAAUACACAAAAGGAAUGCACAAAAACUGAAGGAAAUCGAAAAUUGCAUUCGGGUGGUGAUGAAAACAACGUUCAUCCCUUUUUCCAAAUACAUAUUAAUGUGAGUGCUUUAUAAUGCUUGCAGAUGGUUUUGUCUUAUGUAUCGCCUUCCGGUUGUGUCCCGAACAAAACGCUUCUGUUUUUCCAUUUCCCUUUUUCAUCGCAAAAAAAAAACGGAAAUAACAAAACUGUUCGAAGUACAUAACUGCACCUAAAGCUAUACAUUUUAAGCAAUAUCAUUAUGCAGUUUACUAAUUCGUACUUUGUAUACGCGCAGACAUCUGUCCAUCUGGAUGGGAUUACUUCAAUGGAUACUGCUAUUUAACAAGCUCUGUAUGCGCACCUUGGGUGACUGCUGUGUCCAACUGUUCAACCAUGAACUCACAUCUGGUAACAGUGCACAACCAAGAAGAAAAUGUCUACAUUCAGAACCGUCAUAAUGGAGAGCGAUCAUGGAUUGGACUUAAUGACCGAAGUGUUGAGGGAUCAUUUGUCUGGACAAACAAGGAAAUAACCAGUUUUCGGUUCUGGGCUCCGCAACAACCAAACAACUGGAAAAACGAAGACUGUGUUCACACUCUGGGUGCCAAUAAUGGCUACACUUGGAACGAUGUGUCCUGCGAUAAC
Porites evermanni is the source of this 8915-nucleotide messenger RNA. Lineage: Eukaryota; Metazoa; Cnidaria; Anthozoa; Scleractinia; Poritidae. The record is from the annotation of a GenBank genome assembly.